GAGGCGAAGUAAAAGGCCCGGGGAGUCUCUCCUGCGCAAGCGCCAACAGCACCGGACGUGCUUUCCCGUCGGAAGAGGAUAGGAAACGGACCGGCGCCGGAUGUUGCUGUCCGGACCUAGCGCUGUCGACUGUGGCGGGUAGGCGGGCCGCGCAGGCGCAGAGAGCGCGGGCCACGCCGGCCGAAGCAGCCUCAGAGCGGGAUGCGGUGACGCCCCUGGGCGACCAUGGCAGCUGCCGAUGAGCUGGCCUUUCACGAGUUCGAGGAAGCCACUAAUCUGCUGGCCCAGACCCCAGAUGCAGCCACCACUAGCAGAAGUGAGCCACUGACCCCGCAGGGGCACGUGGCUGUGGCCGUGGACUCAGGGGGCAGCUAUGGAGCUGAGGACGAGGUGGAGGAGAGUGACAAGACGGCGCUCCUGCAGGAGGAGAAGCAGCAGCCUGGGUUCUGGACCUUCAGCUACUAUCAGAGCUUCUUCGACGUGGACACCUCACAGGCGUCCACCCUGGCCCAGCCUUGCCCCCAGGUCCUGGACCGGAUCAGAGGUUCGCUGCUGCCCCGGCCCGGCCACAACUUUGUACGGCACCAUCUGCGGAAUCGGCCGGACCUGUACGGCCCCUUCUGGAUCUGCGCCACGCUGGCCUUCGUCCUGGCCAUCAGCGGCAACCUGACACUGGUGCUGGCCCAGAGGAGGGACCCCUCCAUCCACUACAGCCCCCAGUUCCACAAGGUGACCGUGGCGGGCGUCACCAUCUACUGCUACGCCUGGCUGGUGCCGCUGGCGCUCUGGGGCUUCCUGCGGUGGCGCAAGGGCGUCCGCGAGCGCGUGGGGCCGUACACUUUCCUGGAGACCGUGUGCAUCUACGGCUACUCGCUCUUCGUCUUCAUCCCCACUGUGGUCCUGUGGCUCAUCCCCGUCCCGUGGCUGCAGUGGCUCUUUGGGGCACUGGCCCUGGCCCUGUCAGCGGCCGGCCUGGUGUUCACCCUCUGGCCCGUCGUCCGCGAGGACACCCGGCUGGCGGCCGCCGUGCUGCUGUCUGUCGUCGUGCUGCUCCACGCCCUCCUGGCCCUGGGCUGUAAGUUUUACUUCUUCCAGCCGCUGCCUCCGGUGCACGCGGCACCUCCCCCCCAGGCCACGUCUCUGCCCCCAAGCGUACUGCUGCCGUCCACAGCGCCACGGCCCGCGUCAACCUAGGAGGCUGGAGCCUGCAGGAGUCUCUCUCUUCCAGGCCCAGCGUGAGGGAACACCUCUGCCCGCCCCACCCACCCACCCCCAGAGGAUGAAUGAAGGCUCCCCUGACACCUCGAGAUCACUCUGCUACUUUCCAGACUUUUCUUACAAAGCAAACACUUUUAUUUUCUAUGCAAAGGUGAUUCAGAGAAUUUAUAUAAAGGCGGGAGAGGGGCAGCUGAGCAGGGAGCGUCCAGCGCGGCUGUCGCCUUGAGGGCCACCUGCCGCCGUCUGCCUUCCCUGACAGGACGGGCGGAAGGGCAGAGCGGGCUGCUCCAGCCUCGACUGUGCCCGCUCCUCCUGGGGGCCCAGUGACCGGGGCCUGGGGCCUCGCCUGAGCUCCACCACGUUGAGGUUGGGGGUGUCAGAAACGGGGAGCAGGAGUAGAAGAACAUGGCCUGUGCUGAAACAUACAUUUCCUUGUUUAUUUUUUUUCUUUUUUUUUUUUUUUUUUUUGGAGGGAGCAGUCCCUGCAAGGCCCCUUCCCAGGCUGGGGAGGGACCCAGAUGCCAUCUUAGUAGUAGGGACUGGAGCGUCUACAAAGACCGAGGGAAAUACACAGGCCUGAUGUUAGCUACGAGGAAAGAGAACGCCUUCCACGACAGAUCCGUGAGGUUUCUGUGUCUGCCCCAGGCGGCCAAGGGACCCCUCCCUCCAGGCCGGCCGCCUGGGCUGGCUCGUGGCGGGCGGGGGCACCUGCGGGGGCCCAGGGACAGGACAGCAGCAAGAGGCAGGGGCCGAGGACGGAGGGCCUUCCCGACGGCGGCGUGGGUUGUACAUUCAAGUGUGAGGUGAACCCUUUGGUGGGAGGGGGCCCCGGCCCACAGACCCAGCAGGGCCGCCCCUCACCACGGAGCCAAGUCGGGGAGAGGGGCUGCUGGCUCGGCCCGGCCGGCCUGGUUUCUCAGAGGGUCUGUGGAUUGACACUGGUUCUUUUCGUAAAAAAAUAAAAUUAAAAAAAGCAGCA
This is a messenger RNA of Diceros bicornis minor, 2197 nucleotides long. RefSeq names its product Yip1 domain family member 2 (gene YIPF2). Lineage: Eukaryota; Metazoa; Chordata; Mammalia; Perissodactyla; Rhinocerotidae. Gene Ontology annotation, cellular component: membrane; Golgi apparatus. The coding region runs from base 226 to 1194 and encodes 322 amino acids. The record is from RefSeq and is a predicted model, not a curated record. Gene Ontology annotation, biological process: vesicle-mediated transport. Gene Ontology annotation, molecular function: small GTPase binding. The transcript is spliced from 10 exons.